AUGAAUGAGAAAUGUGGAUUCAUAUUCAUUGUAUUCUGGUCCAUUGAUACUGACAAAUUGUCUAUAAAUAGMCGCUAUUUGUCAGYAUUUAGUUUGAUUUUAUUUCAUGGUUUUCCUGUGUUUGCUCUAUCUCAGACUGCUAAUCUCAUUUYUACAGCUGAUUGGUUUAUGAUUACAUAUCCUGAUGGUAAUAAAUAUGGAAGYCACUGUUUUAAGCAACCAAGAAAGAGUUCUGUGAUGGUGACCUGUGAUCCUGAUGCUACCAAAGGAACAUUUCGYCUUGUAGAGGAAUUCAGGGAUGCUAAUGAUAGCAUUAAGGUUGACUGCUACUAUCUCUUUGAACUUAACAACAAAGCAGCCUGUACUGUUAAACCAGCUGAUAAUUCCUUGAGUCCUGGCUCUAUUCUACUGAUAGUUUUUCUUAUUGUUGGUGGUGUGUAUCUUGUUCUUGGUUUUCUGUAUCAACGGUUUGUUGCUGGUGCAAAGGGACUGGAACAAAUUCCUAACUAUCAAAUGUGGACUACCUUUGGUGGCUUACAAGCUGAUGGAUGUAAUUUUAUAUGUCGCUGUAAAAAGACAAAGAGAACUCCAACAUACAAACCUGUGGAAGACGCCUUGGCUGAUGAUUUGAGUCCUGAAGCAGAUGAUGAUACUCUCCUACCAGCCGUGUGACAAGUUGACAAACAAUUCCAUAAAUAAUUGUAAAGUUUUUUUAAAGUCUUUAUAGUUAGAACAAUAGUAAAAAAGGAAUGGUAAGAAUAAAUUGAAAAGAAGUCAAACAAUAGAACUCCAUGAACAGCCAUUUUCCUUCUCUGCUGCAAGGYUAGAAAAAGAAACUGCUUCAAGUUUCUCUCUUUCUUUGCAGUGGACCUGGAGACUUCCUUUAUGCAGAGAGUACAGUAGCUAACAAAUGAAUUAUAAAAAAACGGUUGAAAUAUAUUGGUAUAUGGCUCACUGGUGUAGAUCCCUGCAGUUCCAAAGAGAGAUACACUCUUUGGUUUGGUCACUCUGACAGUCAAACUACAUUAACCUCACUAAUAAGUGGUCUAUCACACAGAAAUGUCACAAUAAAGUGGAAUAUUUCCAAGAUGUWCAACCAUUUACACAGGGGCGGAUCCWGGAUUUUUCAGGGGGGGGUGGCUAACAUCAAAAUUUAAUAUUAAAUUAUGCUACAAUUAAUUUGACUCUUUAGGCUCUUGUGAAAUUAUCCUUUAUWGUUAUCUCAGGCACACCUAUAAUAUUUCAGACUUUUCAACAAACUUUUAUAUCAAAGAUAUUUAUGAAUAUAUAAACAUCAGUUACAUYAAACAGUUCUUCUCACUCUAUAUUUUUUCGAAGCAAUUAUAUAUUUUCCAUUAUACAAUAAUCCUGUUAUUUAAUUUCUAAAGUCUUUAUAUAUUUUUUCAAAUAAAAGAGGGGGUUGGCUAGCCACCCAAUCCACACACCCCCUGGAUCCGCGCCUGUUGCAAGAACAUGUCAAAAGACAGGAGUACAUUAUGAACUCUCCUGAUAACUGACUGUCUCUGUCAUCUUGAMAUAGCAACAGAGCAAUUUUGCAGAAUGAUAUUUUAAUCCUAUGUUAAAGUUAUUUCUUUUUUUAAAGUUUUGUUAAGUAUCAGGUUAAUUGUAUUGCAUAUCGUAGUAUAUAUUUGAUUAAUAGCACCAUUUUGCUUCUUCCAUUUGCACUGUACCAAGCCUUAAAACCAGAUUGGUUAUAAUUGUCUGAUUUAUUAAAAKCAGUGUUUGCAGAAUUCAACAGAAACAUAAAUAUUAGCUAUUCAUUGCAAUAAUAUAUUAGUUACAUUAAAUGAUCCUGAUAUUUUUUUUGUGUUAGCUCACACUGUACCAUAAGUAUGUUGCACGCUCAUACUAAGUCUGAACUAAACAUUUACACUCAGAACAUAAAAUUCAUGACUUUCCAUAUUAAUUACAUUCAGUGAUCAGGAACAAAGCAUUGACCCAAGGUAUCAAGGACAAUGAGUGCUGAUCAGUUCUUUUAUCCUUACUGUACCUUGAUGCCUCAGUUGAAUACUUUGUUCAAGGCCACUGAACGUGAGUAUAGAUUAUUGCGAUUCGAAGGAUUUAUUAGAAAUUAUAUAUCAGUGAGAGCACAUAACUGUUUGUAUUUGAAUAAAUUUUAUACGUAACUAGCA
Molecule: messenger RNA, 2153 nt
Organism: Exaiptasia diaphana
Lineage: Eukaryota; Metazoa; Cnidaria; Anthozoa; Actiniaria; Aiptasiidae
Product: cation-dependent mannose-6-phosphate receptor
Exons: 5
Coding region: 1-672 (223 amino acids)
Biological process (GO): protein targeting to lysosome
Cellular component (GO): trans-Golgi network
Source: RefSeq, a predicted model, not a curated record